AUGUUCUUAGUGCUCUUCCCGUGGGUUAGCGGUGAUGAGUGGCUUCAAGCGUUGCCUCGUGCAUUAGUCUCUGGAUUCGUGAAGACUGAGAAGAUGUUUCAGAGAAGAGGAAAUAGAAAGAAAACAAUGGAAGCGGCAGUGGUAAUAGCAGAAGAGGCAGUAAAGGUGGUGGUCUUGAGCAAGAGGAGAAGGCAUAGGAGCUUGAUGGAGGAGGAGGUACGGCUACGUCGGAGCUUGAUAGAGAUGGCGGCGAGGACGACUAUGAACGGAGAAGGGAGUGGCGGCUUAGAUUUAGGUUUUAGAUUUAAUUUGGUUCAUUAA
Molecule: messenger RNA, 321 nt
Organism: Eruca vesicaria subsp. sativa (arugula)
Lineage: Eukaryota; Viridiplantae; Streptophyta; Magnoliopsida; Brassicales; Brassicaceae
Source: the annotation of a GenBank genome assembly